CUGGUUCGAUGCUUGUCCGGCCGGUCCCUUAACGGAAAACGAACGCCCUCUCCUGCUGAGCGAGCUGCCAGACAGCCAAUCAGAUCCAGAGCCUGCUACAUUGGUACGUCCGUGAUCACAACAGCUCGCCCUUAGCUCUUUUUCAUUUUCGUAGCCAUACUACCAACCAAACAUAGCGUGAAAAAUGUCGAAGUGAUGACAGCGUUUGUUGCUGGUGGAUGUUUUAUUUCUCUGGACACCUGUCUAGGCUCGAAUCAUAGCUAAUCUGCGCCGCCGUCAUACUAUUAGCUAACAGCUAACCUUAGCUAAGAGGAAGAUGGGGUCCAUCCUAAGUCGUAGAAUUGCUGGUGUUGAGGACAUCGAUAUCCAGGCAAACUCGGCCUAUCGGUUUCCUCCGAAAUCUGGGAAUUACUUCGCAAGCCAUUUCUUCAUGGGAGGAGAGAAGUUUGAUACUCCACAUCCAGAAGGAUACCUGUUUGGGGAAAACAUGGACUUAAAUUUUCUUGGAAAUAGGCCAGUACAGUUUCCGUAUGUGACACCCGCACCCCAUGAACCUGUGAAAACCUUGAGGAGUCUGGUUAACAUCCGGAAGGACUCUCUCCGUUUAGUGAGGUACAAAGAUGACUCGGACACUUCGGUGGAGGACGGCGGGAAACCCAAGAUUCAGUACGGCGUGGAGUUUACCUUUGAUGCUGAUGCCAGGGUCGCCAUCACUCUCUACUGCCAGGCGUUUGAGGAGUUCUCCAAUGGGAUGGCUAUGUACAGCCCGAAGGAUCCGACCAUGGUCUCUGAAACGGUGCACUACAAGCGGGGGGUGAGCCAGCAGUUCUCCAUGCCGUCCUUCAAAAUAGAUUUCAGCGAGUGGAAAGAGGAGGAUCUAAACUUUGACUUGGACCGAGGAGUGUUUCCAAUGGUAAUCCAAGCUGUGGUCGAUGAAGGAGACGAUUGUCUUGGACAUGCACAUGUGCUUUUGGCAGCAUUUGAAAGACACGUUGAUGGCAGUUUCUCCGUCAAGCCUCUGAAGCAGAAGCAAAUUGUGGACCGUGUGAGCUACCUCCUGCAGGAAAUCUACGGGAUUGAGAACAAAAACAACCAAGAGACCAAGCCAUCUGAUGACGAGAACAGCGACAACAGCAACGAGUGUGUUGUCUGUCUGUCUGACCUGAGAGACACACUCAUCCUGCCCUGCAGACACCUGUGUCUCUGCAACUCCUGCGCGGACACUUUGCGCUAUCAGGCCAACAACUGUCCCAUCUGCAGGCUGCCCUUCAGAGCCUUGCUGCAGAUAAGAGCUGUGAGGAAGAAGCCUGGAGCUCUUUCUCCCGUGUCCUUCAGUCCUGUUCUGGCUCAAACUAUGGAUCAUGAUGAGCACUCAAGUUCAGACUCGGUCCCACCUGGUUUUGAACCCAUCUCUCUGCUGGAGGCUUUGAACGGUCUGCGGUCGGUGUCUCCCGCCAUCCCUUCUGCCCCGCUAUAUAACGAAAUCAACUUCUCAGGGGGUGUGGGAGGGGACAGCCGUCAGUUGAGCUCUCCGGAGCAUUUAAGUGAUGGAAGUCUUCAGAAAGGCAAAGUCAGCAAGUCGCCUGACAGCACCCUGAGAUCGCCAUCCUCUCCCAUCCAGGAGGAGGACGAGGAGAAGCUGUCUGAGAUGUCAGACGCGCAGCCGCACACGCUUCUCUCCAGCAGCCCCGCUCCCACAGACGCUACAACCACUGAGGACGUGGCAGAAUCCCUUUCUCCAGAUGACGACGACAGAAUGCCUUCUGGAGGAGACAUCCUGCAGGACUGCAGCAGCGAGCACUGCAGCUUGACCAAAACAGAAAGCGACCCAGCGGGCAACCUGUCUCUGCCUGCUCUAGGUCCUGAUUCGUGCUCCAUUGGUAUGGAGGAAUAACUGCGGUUCAUCGGACUCAACAGAAAGUCUAAAAAGUCAGAGCACAAACUGCUCCAGCCAGCCUCUCCUGUGUCCCACAAGCAGCCUUCAUCUGGAAGACGAACAUUUCAACUGACUCGGACUCAGCUUUGCUUCACUACAACCAUCCCGUCCCUUUAUUACUUUCACACAGGGCCCCCAAAAAGUCCACCCCACCCCGGGCGUUUGUUUUAAUGAUUUUUGAUACCAGAUGUGAGGCCUAAAAGAAAGUUGAGGAUGAGGAAGGACUGUUCAUCAGCAUGUCAGCAUUAUAGAAGAAGGAAACCGAGUUGAUGCAAAGGUGUUUUUGGUUUCUUAUAUGAUGACUGGUAUAUUUUUAUCCUCCAGCUCUAAAAAAAAACAAAACAUUUCUUUAAUUCUCACAUUGUUCAAUGUUCAUUUGUGUGUCUUGGAAGAGUUGUGAUCUUGUAAUGUAGAUUCCAGACAUUUUCACUCCCGUUCUUUGGUGGUGCCUUUAAGCCCACUUACUACAGACUAACCACCCUAACACUAAAAUGAGAAGAACCUCUAAAUGCAGUUUGUAUUCAUGUUUUGUAAUUAUCAAAGAAACACAGAACUUUAUUGAUCCUAGAUGAAUUUGUUUUGCCAGGAGAGCUUUACUUUUGUUUUCGUGUCCAUUUCUAAAUUGCUUUUUGCACUCUAACCAAAUAGUCUAUCCAUUCCUUUUAACAGAAGAAUAUGACAAAGUUAAGUUGUUGUAGUCCAUCUUAAGCUUUAGCCUGUUGGAUUCAUUUUCAGGCAAUGUGAAAGAUAAUAAAACUACAAAAAUUGUGUACUUAUUUCAAAAUCUAUUCUCGUGACGAAUAUUAAGUGACGAAACUAGAUUCUGUUAACAUGCGCAUUAUUUAAGCAGUUGGUAAUAGGAGCUACAGAUAAAUUCAGAUGUAGUUAGAGCCUCGAACAAACAGUGAUUCGCUAUAGCUGGACAAGCUUACUCGCCGUUGAUUUGCGUGAUAGCUGUACAGUCUUUUUGUGGCAACACAGAUGUUUGCUUCUGAAGUAGCUGCAAAACAAGGAGUCACGUGUUUGUGUGGACGCAGCAGCUUUAGUUUCCUUGGUGCAGUAUGUGUAGCAUCAUGCAUAUAGAUUUAUGUGCCUUGAAAUAAUAUGGCUGCCUGCUUUGUGCAAUGUUCUUAUAAAUGCUACAAUAUACAACAGUUCCACUGCACAGACAGGUUUUAGGAUGCUAAUGUACAGAACUUUUUAUUUCCUAGAAAUUUCAUGCAACAGUAAAAAAAAGAUCUUGUUACUGUCAUUAAGUAAUCUUAAGUUGAAUUGUUGCUUUACUUUGUUAUAGCCAAGUAUUAAUUAUACAUUCAUUAUUAUAAGUAUUUAGGUUCCAGUGCAAUUGUGAAUGUGUUACCAGAAGGGGCACAUCUUUGAGAUGUUUGCAUUUUAAUCAUUGGGCUUGCAUUUGCCUGUGAAUUUGUAAACGCUCUCACCUCGUUCUGCUUUUAAAUGUUUCUUUCGUCAUUUAUCCUCUCCUCUUCUGUGCCAUUUCAACUUGACACUGUGCCUUCCUGUUCUGACCACUAUUGCCCUGGUAUCCAGGAUAACCCCAGAGUAGGUGGUGUUUGGCUCUAUGUAAAAUUAUAUACCUGUCUCUCUUUGUGUGUAUAGCGGCAUGUGUAUAACAAUAAAGAACAAAGAUUCAGUACCAAA
Molecule: messenger RNA, 3595 nt
Organism: Girardinichthys multiradiatus
Lineage: Eukaryota; Metazoa; Chordata; Actinopteri; Cyprinodontiformes; Goodeidae
Product: E3 ubiquitin-protein ligase MGRN1-like
Exons: 17
Coding region: 317-1894 (525 amino acids)
Biological process (GO): endosome to lysosome transport; protein ubiquitination; negative regulation of G protein-coupled receptor signaling pathway
Cellular component (GO): plasma membrane; nucleus; cytoplasm
Molecular function (GO): ubiquitin protein ligase activity
Source: RefSeq, a predicted model, not a curated record